AUGUGUAAUUCUCUUACAGAAGUGGCUCCGAAUAUCACAGUGUCUGCAGGUUGCAAGGUCAAUUUUACCUCACAGUGUGCAGAAGACCUGUUUGACCAGAUUGAGGACAUCAGCGCUCAGGUCCUCCCAUUAGAGGUUGCAACAACAUAUAUAGGCAUGGUGCUGAACACCCAGGAGCAGCUUCUUAAACUUGAAGCAGCAAAUCCAGAAAAACUCAUGUUGUAUGGAAACGCGGUGCUGAAAACAACUGAAAAACUGGUGUCUACACUGGUGACGCCAACUGAAACCAGCUACAAUCUCAGCCUCUUUCUCAAUGGCUUAGAUCUUCAAGUCUUUGCAGUUGGACCAAAAGCUUCAAUGAAAGAAAUUCCUCAACUCAGUCUGAACAGCACUCAGAUGGAAAUUGACCUCAUCCAGAUUUCAGAGAAUAAUAAAGGAUCUGCUGCUGUGGCCUUCAUGAGCUUCGGUAACAUGAACAACAUGCUGAAGCCCAGUUUCUUCAACACAACUGAUAACGACACAGUGAAAACCAUGAUGUCCACUGUGGUGUCGGCUACGCUGCCCAAAACCAGCGACACACGACUCACCAAACCAGUUAACUUCACCAUGAAGCACAUUAAAGAAACUGACCCUCAUGGUACUCUCUCCUGUGUGUACUGGAAGAACACUGAAUGGGUUGUAGAUGGUUGUUAUCUUGUCCAGACCAACAGUACUCACACCGUGUGCUCCUGUGUUCACCUGUCUACCUUCGCUCUCAUCAUGCAGACCAAACCCUCAGCAGAAACAAAUGACCCUCAUCUGGAUCUGCUCAACACUGUACUGGUAUCAGUGGGGCUGGUGUUCCUCAGCUUGACUCUGUUGACCUUCGCUGUUUGUCGUCGACACCUGAGGAUGAACAACACUCCCAGAAUAAACCUGUGUAUCAGUCUUCUGCUGGCUCACCUGAUCUUCCUCCUCACUCAGAACUACAUACACAACAUCCAGCCUGAUCAGAUGCUCUGUGCAGUGUUAGCAGGAGUUCUGCACUUCUUCUUCCUCUCUGCUUUUGUGUGGAUGUUGAUUGAAGCCGUGCUGCUCUUCAUCUCAGUGAAGAACCUCACCAAGAUCAGAUCCAAGCAGAAGGAGGUGCUCGGCUGGAAAUGUUUGGUUAUAAUUGGAUACGUUAUUCCGCUGGUUGUGGUGGGCGUGUCUGUUGGGCUGUUUCCUGGUGGAUAUGGCAGUAAACAAUGCUGGAUUAAGAUGGACAGAGAUUUCAUGUGGAGUUUUGUGGGCCCUGUGUGUGUAAUUCUUAUAGUUAAUGUGAUCAUCUUUGCCGUCAUUAUUUUCACUCUGAGACCAGUCCUGGCAAAACUGAACAAUGAUAAUUUCCACAUCAGACAAACCAAAAGUCUUGUCUUUAAACUCCUGAUCCAGAGUGUCAUCCUCGGCUGCCCCUGGAUUCUGGGUUUUUUCACUGAGGGCAGUCGUGUAUUAGAGAUUGCCUUCCUCUUCCUCAACUCCCAGCAGGGCACCUUCAUCUUCCUGGUCUACUGUGUCCUCAACCAAGAGGUCAGAGAGCAAUACAGAAAGUGGACAAAGUCCUGUUGUGUUUCCAAGUGAUGAGCGACAACAGGCAACCAGAAGAUCCUGAAGAAACUCCACAUUCAAUUUAACUAAACUUAAGCAGGAAGAUAUUGCUGUACUGCUAAAAAAAUACAAUAUAAAUAGAUAAAAAAUAAGCUUAUAUUUUUGAAGUAACUAGUGCUCUCUACUAUCCAACGAAGACUUUCUACUAGAAAUUAUAAAAAGCCUUUACUAAAGUCCAAAAAGUGAAGGCUGAAUCACCAUCCUUACAUAACAGUUAAAACCAGGAUUUGUAUUGUUAGAUAAGAAUGUGCUACUAGAAAGAAGUACAUAAAAUCAGUACUAAAUCAGUACUAGGGGUGACAGACUGCUAUUUGUUUGAUAUUCUUUGAUCUUUACCUUUUUGUAUGCUUUAUUUACUUUGUAUUUUACAGAUUGUAAAGUAUGUUGUGACCUAACAUUAUCAUGCAUCUAUUCCAAUUAUCACUAGUUAUUCAUGUUUCUUUUAUGAUUUAUGUUUUUUGGGUUUUAAAUAUAAAUACAUUUCUGACAUAUUUAUUCAUUGACAAACCAUAAUAUCAUUUGACCCCAAGGUUAGGUAGGAUAAGACAAAGUAACCUACUGUGCAAUAGAAAAGUUCACUAUGUAAUGCAUGGCCAAUCUGUUUUACAAUCCUGCUGACUACGCCAACUGCUUCACUUCACAGCCAUCAGAAUAUAUAAUUUAGAUGAUAAAAGUCCAGUAUUGAUAGUUGCCAAUAUUUCUGAAUGGUAGUAUUA
This is a messenger RNA of Astyanax mexicanus (Mexican tetra), 2342 nucleotides long. RefSeq names its product adhesion G protein-coupled receptor E3-like. Gene Ontology annotation, biological process: cell surface receptor signaling pathway; adenylate cyclase-activating G protein-coupled receptor signaling pathway. Gene Ontology annotation, cellular component: membrane. Bases 1 to 1599 code for a protein of 532 amino acids. Gene Ontology annotation, molecular function: G protein-coupled receptor activity. The record is from RefSeq and is a predicted model, not a curated record. NCBI's taxonomy places the organism in Eukaryota, Metazoa, Chordata, Actinopteri, Characiformes, Acestrorhamphidae. The transcript has 12 exons.